GAACAAUGCGAGUUUUGGACUUUGGCCUCAAAUCCGUCUUAUAAAUAGUUACAAGGGAUAUCAUUGGGAGGAAAGGAAAGGUUUAACACUGUAUUUGAAUGGUAAAGAGAAGGCCAGCCUAGCAUUGUUUUGUUUUCGAAGGUAGCCCAACGUAAACGUGGAACAAAUAUUAUGAUUCAACAAACGUUGCAAAGGUAACAGAAUCACCUCUGAUCUGACUCUGAUACACCAAGUUUGUGAACUUGGAGAAUUGCCACGAACCAACCAGAGAAAACCAGCUCUAUUUUGACCCCUUCCGAGAUCUUCCGUGCGUUCUCUCGCUUUCGCUUAUGCUACUGAUGGUUUUCUGCUUUAAACCAUAAAAAUGCAUAGCAAACCAGGACAGACAGAACCUAGCAUCUUGAUUAAGUUUGUAAGCGCCGGUUUAGCUGCUUCAGUUGCUGAAGCCGUCACCAUACCGAUCGACACAGCGAAAGUUCGACUUCAGAUCCAGGGUGAAAAUGCAGUCUUGGCAAAUGUUCAAAAUGGUGUAGCAACGGCAAAUUCUAAUGUCCAAUAUCGAGGAAUGAUAGGCUCCAUGAUAACUGUGGCAAAAACUGAUGGUUUUCGCUCUCUGUAUAAAGGGCUUGUGCCUGGAAUUCAUCGCCAACUUUGUUUUGCCAGCAUUAGGAUAGGACUCUAUGACACAGUCAAAGAAUUCUAUGGAGAUGAUGAUGUCAACAAUCCUAAAGUCAUAAAGAAGAUUCUAGCCAGUUGCACAACAGGGGUGUUUGCUGUUUCUGUUGCUCAACCAACAGAAGUUGCUAAAGUAAGGUUUCAGGCUGAUGGUUCAAGAUUUGGAUCUAACAAGGCUCUUGAUGCUUAUAUGUCAAUAUUCAAAAAUGAAGGACUUCGCGGACUAUGGAAAGGUGCCUUUGCAAAUAUGGCACGCCUUUCCACCGUGAAUGCAUCAGAGCUGGUUGUGUAUGACAUGGUGAAAGGGUUCUUUCUGAGAAAUAAACUCAUGGCUGAUGAUUUCCCGCUGCAUUUUGUUUCUGCCUUUGGUGCUGGUUUUGCAACCACAGUGGUAGCAUCUCCUGUAGAUGUAGUGAAGACACGCUACAUGAAUUCCCCACCAAACACUUACAAGAGUGCCAUCCACUGUGCCUAUAUGUUGCUGAAGCACAAUGGGCCUCUGGCUUAUUAUAAAGGGUUUACACCAAACUUCAUGAGGCUGGGAGCAUGGAAUAUUGUCAUGUUUAUGUGCUUUGAACAGUUGAAGAGGCUGUUUAGUUCUUUUUCUUCAGAACAUUGAUGAUAGUUUUUUCUUAUUAUUUAAACUGGAUACAUAUUUAUUAUGUAUUACAUGCUUUCAUUUGGUAUCAUUGAUACAUUUGGACCAUUUUGAACUUGUUAAAUGAGCCUUCAGGAUUAUAAUUUAAACAAUAGGAAAGGGGAUUGUGUGAGUUAUCUGAUGAUAAUUUCAUUGAUUUAAAUCAUUUAAUUGGAGCAAUGAUUUUGACUCUAAUAGAGUUUGAUGUCUACUUUAAUUUGCAAUUAGUUCAAAGAUGGGCAUACAGUAGAUAAAUUACUAAUUAGAUGAUACCCAAAAAUUCAAUUUAAAGUAGUGUUAGUGUCUUGUUCAUUUACAAAGGAGCAAAAUGAAACACAUGUACACAGAAAUGAACAUAAACUUAUCUCUUGUUAAGAGAAUGACAAGUGGCAAUUGAUGGGUUGGGGUCUAGCCAGGGAGUAUUACAAAGGCACAUUAUUUAAAAUUUAUUUUAAAGCAAGGCUUUCAAGUCACAGAGUUCUUCAGAAGUAAUGAUGCAAGAAAUUUGCCGAAUAUUUUAGAAAGCAUCAAUUUCAAUGAAUUUGCAAAUUGGAAACAAAAAAAUUGACUCAAACUCUCAACAAAAGUCUUCCUCCUUGGUUUUUGAAAUGCCUAAUAUAUAUCAUUUAGAAAAAUGAUCUUAAUCCUGAACCAGUCAAUUUGAUUCAAAUGAUGGUUGAAAGGGAAGUAUGUUUAAAUACUAAUAAUUGAUCAAUACUAGUAAUGUACUAUCAGCAAUUCUAGGUAAGCUUACGUAGUUAUCAUGCUUGCUUUUCAAUUCUUUAAUUACAAUUUAUGGUUUUUAGAAUUGGCAGAAAUAGCUUACUAAUUCAUACGUAGGUAACAGUUAGUUGACUGCCCACUUUAUUCGACAACCUACUCUUCGAAAUUAGCAUAGGUUUGAUUUUAUUUGAUUGACUUAUAUGUUUACCAAACCAACAUUGUCAUCCUUCUAAAGGUUAAUUUUUACACCUAGAUUUGCUUCAAAAUGGGCCAUAAGGUUAUAAGUGAAAAUAAGAGAAUUUAACUAUGCAAUGGCCCUUGUUAGAAGUUUGAGUAUUAUAUUUUACAGACAUGAAUUGAUAAUAUAUUAGCUUCAUUGUAUUUAAAUUUCACUAAUUGGCCUAAAAGCCAUGGAUAAUCAAUUUAUCUUUCAAUAUCAAGGGUCAAUGAGAUACAAGAUGUUCUCAGAACCAGUACAAAGUUAUUCUUAGAAUGUUUCAUAACAUACUGCCACAAGUCUACAGACAAGCAGAAACUCAUUCAUGAUCAUGAAGUUUUUUAAAGAUGAUUCUGCUUUGUAAUAAUUCCAAGUUAAGAUGGGUUGUUCAAAUAAAAUUUGUAAAGCACAUGUUAAGUCUCAA
This is a messenger RNA of Stylophora pistillata, 2676 nucleotides long. RefSeq names its product dicarboxylate carrier UCP2. The record is from RefSeq and is a predicted model, not a curated record. Gene Ontology annotation, biological process: transmembrane transport. Lineage: Eukaryota; Metazoa; Cnidaria; Anthozoa; Scleractinia; Pocilloporidae.